Messenger RNA from Vigna angularis (adzuki bean), 2109 nucleotides. RefSeq names its product beta-glucosidase 18. NCBI's taxonomy places the organism in Eukaryota, Viridiplantae, Streptophyta, Magnoliopsida, Fabales, Fabaceae. The transcript is spliced from 11 exons. The coding region runs from base 472 to 1776 and encodes 434 amino acids. The record is from RefSeq and is a predicted model, not a curated record. Gene Ontology annotation, biological process: carbohydrate metabolic process. Gene Ontology annotation, molecular function: beta-glucosidase activity.
UGGAAAAACAACUGGUUCUUGUGUUGAUACUACUUUGCCGUGUUCCUUUUCAUGUCAAAAAUUGUCUUGGAUUAGAAGAUGGAAUCACCAGAUCUCAAUUCCCAAAAGGGUUCCUCUUCGGAGCAUGCACUUCCUCCUACCAGGUACAUGUUUUACUUCACCUUUCCCUGCCUUCAAAUUCAUGUUGGAGUUACUCUAAAGUUGAACUUUUCCCAGAAAUAUACCAAGUUUGUUGGAGUUACACAGUUGCUUACUUUUCCUUCUCUGUUUCUGAAAUAUUUAAAGUUGCUGUUUUUAUAAUGGGGUUUUUCUUCUUCUUUUUCUCCAAAAAAAAAUUGAGGGAGCACCUCGUGAAGAUGGCAAGGGUUUGAGCAACUGGGAUGUUUUCAGUCAUAUUCCAGGAAAGACAAGCAAUGAUGAGAAUGGUGACAUUGCAGAUGAUCACUAUCAUCUGUAUUUGACAUCAAGUUGAUGUCCUCUCUUGGGAUAAACGUGUAUCGAUUUUCUAUUUCAUGGGCAAGGAUUCUACCUAGAGGGAUAUAUGGGGACAUAAAUCCAGGUGGAAUAAAGUUCUACAAUAAAAUCAUAGACAAUCUGCUGCUUAGAGGGAUUGAGCCAUUUGUGACAAUUCACCAUCAUGACUUGCCACAAGAACUGGAAGAAAAAUAUGGUGGUUGGCUUAGUCCCCUGAUACAGAGAGAUUUUGUGUAUUUUGCUGAGAUUUGUUUCAAGAGCUUUGGAGACAGGGUUAAGUACUGGACUACCAUCAAUGAACCAAACCUAGUUGCAGACUUUGGCUUUAUAAGAGGAACAUAUCCCCCUGGUCACUGCUCCCCACCUUUUGGAAAUUGUUCUACUGGUAACUCUGAUGUUGAGCCUCUCAUUGCCAUGCACAAUAUGUUACUUUCACAUGCCAAGGCUGUUGAGUUGUACCGAAAGCAUUUUCAGAAAAAGCAAGGCGGAAUCAUUGGCAUUGUUGCUCAUACCUUCAUGUAUGAACCUCUUAGAGAUGAAGAAUGUGAUACACAAGCUGUGAAAAGAGUCUUGUCUUUUGUUGUAUCAUGGUGCUUAGAUCCCUUGGUUUUUGGUGAGUACCCUGCUGAAAUGCGUUCUAUUCUUGGGAACCAGUUGCCAAGAUUCUCUCCUGAGGAGAAGAAUCUCAUAAAAGGAAGCUUAGACUUCAUUGGCAUCAAUAACUAUGGAACUCUUUAUGCCAAGGACUGCUCCCUCACUGCUUGUCCUUUAGGAACAGAUCGUCCAAUAAGAGGCUUUGUAGAAACAAUCGGAAUAAGAGAUGGCAUUCCUAUUGGUGAUGAGACAGGAAACCCAAGGUUCUUUGUGGUUCCAAGGGGCUUGGAGAAGAUUGUAGACUACAUCAAGAUAAGAUACCAUAACAGGCCCAUGUAUAUUACAGAAAAUGGAUAUUCAUCACCACCAAAACCAGAUAUGACAAUAAAUGAUCUACUGCAAGAUUUCAAACGAGUAGAUUAUCAUAAAGCUUACCUUGCAGCCCUGCUUAGAGCCAUAAGGAAAGGUGCUGAUGUAAGAGGAUAUAUGAUAUGGUCAUUGAUGGACAACUUUGAAUGGGCAAGUGGCUAUGAAGUCAAAUAUGGUCUUUAUUAUGUGGAUAGAGAUACUCUUGAACGGAUCCCCAAACUUUCUGUUCAAUGGUUUUCAAGUUUCCUCAACAACACUACCAACACUUAUGAACAAGACUUGAGUGAGCAAUACGUUAGAAGCCAAGAUGCAAUGACUGCUGGUUUCAAAGUUAUUUGAACUAGCUGAAUACUAGCAACAUACUCUUUAGCAUAUUUCAUUGUUGGUUGAAAUUUGUUGGAAGUCAUAAAAUUUUCUGGAACUUGGAAUUUCUUGAGUGUUACUUGUGAUUUUAUAAUUUAUAAAAAAUUUAAUCAUCAGAGUAUGUUUGAAAAAUUGUAUCAGUAGGCUCAUCUUUUUGUUCAUAGCAUGUUUUGUUGAAGAAGAUGAACCCACAACCAAAACAUCAGCAAGAAAAAAGGGCCCAUAAGGCAAAUGUUUGAAUUCAUUGUUGAACCUAGACAAUGUACUACAAGCUCGUUGACAACUUUUAUGUUCAGAACACUUUCAAUA